Molecule: messenger RNA, 513 nt
Organism: Parastagonospora nodorum SN15
Lineage: Eukaryota; Fungi; Ascomycota; Dothideomycetes; Pleosporales; Phaeosphaeriaceae
Exons: 2
Coding region: 1-513 (170 amino acids)
Molecular function (GO): magnesium ion binding; holo-[acyl-carrier-protein] synthase activity
Source: RefSeq, a predicted model, not a curated record
AUGCUUGCGCGCGGAAAAGAGCUGUCAUACGUCCACAAAUUCACCAAGAAGAUUCUGACAACUCCGGAGCGCGCAUACUUUUGGAAUCGAUUCGGGCCGCCUGAAGAUAUCUCUACGAAGCUUGAUAUCGCGUCUAAUUUCCUUGCUGGCAGGCAAGCCAAGCCAUUCGCAGCCAAAGAGGCUAUUCGCAAAGCAUGCGACCACUUCGAAGACUCGACACGCGGCUUCCAGAGCAUCAUGAUCCUCCCGGUCGCUUUUGCUCCUCGUCAGAAACACCAGUCUGUCCGGCCUCAGGGCUUGAUUCUCGACAGCCCAUACGUCUCCACAAUAGAUGUAGAAGUCCAUACACUCUCUGUAGGGCACAAGUCUUCAUAUAAUGUUGAUGGCCUGGACGGGCAGCUGUGUGAGAUCAGCAUCAGUCAUGACGGCGAUUUCGCAAUAGCCGUCGCGCUCGUGCCUUCUAUGUCCGAGCAGCCGAUGGAUGAAGGGAUUUCUGAAGCAUCGCGCCCAUGA